Messenger RNA from Aphis gossypii (cotton aphid), 1128 nucleotides. RefSeq lists its product as uncharacterized. Bases 12 to 809 code for a protein of 265 amino acids. The record is from RefSeq and is a predicted model, not a curated record. Lineage: Eukaryota; Metazoa; Arthropoda; Insecta; Hemiptera; Aphididae. The transcript has 3 exons.
UGAAACAAAUAAUGCCUUACGGUCCUAAAUUUUUUGUAGAAAAAAUAGAAUGUAGAAACCAUCUUUUGAGAAAUUUAGGACAGAAAUUAUCUGGUCUAGUAAAAAAUAUAAAGUACCCAAUCCAUAUCAGAACAUUUUUGAAUAACCAAGUAAAAUUAAACAAAUUUAGAUCAGCUAUAACUAUGGCAGUACAAUAUAGAAAAUCUUUAGGGGAUUCCAAUAACGAACAAGUUAAAGGCUUACGUGAAGAUUUUUCAAAUGGGCCUUAUCACAUACUUGGUCAACAUACAAAAUGUGCUAGUUAUUUUUGCAAGGGUUCAAAAAUAGGACAAAUUAACCUUGUACCAGAAGCUGAAAAGUGUGGGUUGCUUCGUGAAAUUAAUCAAAUAUAUUCAAGAAUCAUUGAUAAUGCACCAAGUUUAUUGUUAGAUGUUGAUAAUAAUAUCUGUGAGCAAUUCAACAGUGUAAUAAAUAAACAUUUGGCUGGAAAGCGAAUCAAUUUUUCCCAGAAAAAUUCCUAUAACAAUCGCGUUGAGGCUGCCGUUGUAUCUUUUAAUACUUCUGGGAAGUAUAUAAGAAAUGUUCAUAAAAAAAUUACAAAUAAAAGUCCAGGUUGUGUUUGUAAAAAAUAUUUAGGUUUUAAACAGAGAAGGCUACUUAACAACCGUAGAAGAAAAUUACAAUUUUCCACCAUUAAGGUAAACAAAACAAAAAUAUCUACAGGUCCUGACGAAAACUAUGGUCUAGCAGAGCCAUUGGAAAAUAUCAUGAUAAAUGAAGAACUAGAAAAAAAAAAUCUGAUUUUAUAAGUUCAUUAUUAAUGUCAAUUGAAGCUCGGAAAAAAUUAGAAUUUAAUACCAGAGAUCAGUCUAAUUCAACUUUAUGGCAUGUUGAACGUCGAAAUCGCGUGACAGCAUCAAAUUUCGGUAGAAUAUGUAGAAUGAGAAAAAAUACAUCAUGCAAGGCUACUGUCUAUGAUAUUCUUUAUCAAAAUACUACGUGUAAGGCUAUGGAACAUGGCAAACUAAUGGAACCGUUAGCCAAAAUUAGUUUUGAAAACUUAACCAACCAUAAAAUAGAAAACUGUGGUUUAUUUGUAGAUGAAGAUAUUCCUUAUCUUGCAGCUAC